AUGUCUCGAGAGGGUGCAGGAAGGGUCAAGAACAGGGCUCCGGCCGCUGUCCAGAUCACGGCCGAGCAACUCCUCCGCGAAGCUGCUGACUUCCAGGAGAAGGCCGCGCCGAAGCCGAAGCAGCGCAUCGAGGACUUCGAGGAGUUGCACGAGUACCGGGCGAGGAAGCGGCAAGAGUUUGAGGAGGUCAUCCGGCGGACACGGAGCAACAUCCAGGCGUGGAUCAAGUAUGCGAACUGGGAGGCGAGCCAGAACGAGUUCCCGAGGUCCCGAUCCGUCUUCGAGCGCGCUCUCGAUGUCGAACCCGCCAGCAUCCGGUUGUGGCUCGCUUACACGGAGAUGGAACUGAAAGCGCGCAACAUCGCCCACGCCCGCAACCUCUUCGAUCGCGCCGUCACGCUCCUCCCUCGCAUUGACCAAAUCUGGUACAAAUACGUCUUCCUCGAGGAGCUACUCGGCAACGUCGCUGGUGCGCGACAAGUCUUCGAGCGGUGGAUGGCAUGGGAGCCGGACGAGAAGGCGUGGAGCGCGUACAUCAAGAUGGAGGUGCGGUACAGCGAGCUUGAUCGCGCGAGCAAGAUCUACGAGCGCAUGAUUAACUGCCACCCGGAGCCCAAGAACUUCGUCAAGUGGGCCAAGUUUGAGGAGGAGCGCGGCAACGUCGACCGCGCCCGCGAGAUCUACCAGAUGGGCUUCGAGUUCUACGGCCAGGACGAGGAGGGCAUCGACAAGUCCCAGUCGCUGUACUCGGCGUUCGCCAAGAUGGAGGUUCGCCACAAGGAGUACGACCGCGCGCGCGUGAUCUACAAGUUCGCCCUCGACCGUCUCCCGCGCUCCCGCUCGACUCAGCUCUACGCCGCCUACUCCAACUUUGAGAAACAACACGGCACGCGCUCUGGCAUCGAAGUGACGGUCCUCGGCAAGCGCCGGCUGCAGUACGAAGAAGAGUUGACGCACGAGGCGCGCAACUACGACGUCUGGUUCGACUAUGCCCGGCUCGAGGAGGACGCGUAUCGCGGUGAUAGCGCGAGCGAGGAUGCGCUCAAGCGUGUCAGGGAGGUGUAUGAGCGCGCGGUGGCGCAGGUUCCGCCGAGUGAGGAGAAGCGGCACUGGAGGAGGUACAUCUUCCUCUGGCUCAACUACGCCUUGUUCGAGGAACUCGAGACCAAGGACAUCCAACGCGCGCGCGAGAUCUACCGCGCCUGUCUCAAGCUCGUCCCGCACAAAAAGUUCACGUUCGCCAAGGUCUGGAUCCAGUUUGCCGAGUUUGAGAUCAGGCAGCAGGAGUUGGACGCGGCGAGGAAGGUUAUGGGGAUGGCGAUUGGGAUGUGUCCGAAGGAGAAGCUCUUCAAGGAGUACAUCGAGCUCGAGCUGAGGCUGCGCGAGUUUGAUCGGUGCCGGAUACUCUACCAGAAGUGGCUCGAGUACGACCCCUCGAACGCGACGGCCUGGAUCAAGUUCACCGAGCUCGAGUCCCUGCUCCAAGACCACGACCGCGUCCGAGCAAUCUACGAGCUCGCGAUCGCCCAACCGACACUCGACAUGCCCGAGCUCGUGUGGAAGUCCUGGAUCGAUUUCGAGUACGACGAGGAGGAGUACGAACGCGCGCGCGGGCUGUACGAGAGGUUGUUGAGGAGGACGAGUCAUGUCAAGGUUUGGGUGUCGUUUGCGCAGUUUGAGGCGAAUGUGGGACUGGCGGAGGCUGCGGCGCUUUCGGGCGAGAAUGACGAGGAGGAUGAGGAGGAGGAUGGGGAGAAGGAGAAGGAGCCGGUGGAGGUGGACCAGGAGGCGGUCGAGGCGGCUAAGCAGGCUGGGCUCGAGCGCGCGAGGAAGGUCUUUGAGCGCGGGUACGCAGACCUCAAGCAAAAGAGUCUCAAGGAGGAGCGCGUCGUGCUCCUCGAGGCGUGGAAGGCGCUCGAGCAGGCGCACGGGGACAAGCAGAGUCUCGCAAAGGUCGAGGGAAUGAUGCCCCGCGUCGUCAAGAAGAUGCGCAAGGUCGAGGGCGACUCGGGCAUGAUGGAGGAGUACUACGACAUGAUCUUUGCGGACGACGAGCAAGCGCAGAGUGCGGCGUCGCUCAAGUUCCUCCAACUCGCGGCCGAGUGGAAGCGCAAGCAGGCGCUGCUCGAGCAGGAGAAGGAGAGGGAGGCGGAGGCGGAGGCCAGCGAGGGAGUCGAGCCUGUUGCGGUGCAGGCCCAGGAGGACGAGGACGACGAGGAGUAG
This is a messenger RNA of Rhodotorula toruloides NP11, 2223 nucleotides long. RefSeq names its product pre-mRNA-splicing factor CLF1. Gene Ontology annotation, molecular function: protein binding. The coding region runs from base 1 to 2223 and encodes 740 amino acids. Lineage: Eukaryota; Fungi; Basidiomycota; Microbotryomycetes; Sporidiobolales; Sporidiobolaceae. Gene Ontology annotation, cellular component: precatalytic spliceosome; Prp19 complex; U2-type catalytic step 2 spliceosome. The record is from RefSeq and is a predicted model, not a curated record. The transcript has 13 exons. Gene Ontology annotation, biological process: mRNA splicing, via spliceosome; spliceosomal complex assembly.